GUUGCGUUUUCACAGCAUAUUCGCGCGGUAGACAAAGAGGGCAACAGCGUGCGAUAAGGACAACAAUAUAAAUUAGUUCCUAUCCUAGGGGUGAUCCACACGAUGCAUGCUUAACACUGCGUAAAAACAGACAAAUAUGGAUCGUCGACCUACCGUCUCAUGCUUCUAACGUUUUUUAUCCAACAUUUUCUGUCUUGUUUUUUGAGUCGAAUGUUCGCCGCUUGUUGUGACAAUAAUGUGACAAUGCUGAGGAACAAGAUUGCAUCGGGAAAUAGGUUAGAAUCGUGCUGGAGUUAUCUUAUCAAACGUCAAGAGCAAAUAAUCGGAUCGUAAGAGGAAAAUGAGCAAACUAUGGAAUUAUCUGAUAUUUCAAGGAUGGAUGUCGUAUUUGAUGGCGGCCGGUUUGCUGGUUUUCACAAGCGGGUUCCUGCUGAACCGCGUCGUCAGGCCGGAACGCGCCGAAUGCAAUUAUUGCACGAAUUCUGACUGCAACGUCGAGCAGCUUCUUCAGAAUCCCGAUGCUGCCGCAACCACGUGCCUCAAGAGAAAGUCGCGUGUUGUGUUGUUGGUCGUGGACGCUUUGAAAUAUGAUUUUGCACGUUGGCACAAUGAUAAUAGUUCUGCCUCGUCUUAUCAUCGAAACAAGCUACCGAUAAUUCAUGAGUUGCUGCAGAAUCAACCCAUGAACUCGCGCUUGUACAAGUUCAUAGCCGAUCCGCCGACAACAACCAUGCAACGAUUGAAAGGUCUUACCACAGGGUCGUUGCCAACCUUCAUUGACAUUGGAUCUAAUUUUGCUGCUGAAAGUAUCGAUGAAGAUAAUAUCGUUGAUCAGAACACUGCCAAAGGUAUAGUUUUCAUGGGCGAUGACACUUGGACUAACUUAUUUCCUGGUAAAUUUAAACGUCAGUUUCCGUCACCGUCUUUCAACGUCUGGGAUCUAGACAGUGUAGAUAAAGAUGUUAGAUACCGUAUAUUUUUUGAGAUGAAAAAGGAAGACUGGUCCCUUCUUAUAGCCCAUGUUCUUGGAAUUGAUCAUUGCGGGCAUAAACAUGGGGCUAAUCAUCCCGAAAUGGCCAGAAAGUUAAAUGACACAAAUACUCUUAUAAGAGAAAUCAUUGAAUCCCUGGAAGAAGAUAUGGUACUUUUUGUCAUUGGUGACCAUGGAAUGACAGAGAGCGGUGAUCACGGUGGUGACAGCAAGAAUGAAAUCGAAGCUGCCAUAUUUGUCUAUUCUAUGGUUCCUCUUAUAAAAUACAACUCACCCAGCAAUAUCAUGAAUCAGAUUGAUCUUGUUCCAACGUUGGCGUCGAUUCUUGGGACACCUAUACCAUUUUCAAAUUUGGGAUCUGUUAGGCUUGACUUGAUUCCAAGUUCAGCAAAAAAUGGAAAAUUAGAAGAUGAUUUAUGGUAUUUGUUACAUUCAGUGUGGAGAAAUAUUGCACAAACAAAAAAAUAUUUAAAUAUAUAUUCUGCUGAUACUUACUUGUUUUCCAAAGAACAGCUUCAGAACUUGGAAAAUAUUUAUAAUUAUUUGUUUGAUCAAACUAAGAGUAUUACCACUAUUGAAGAAUUCGAAUCUUUCAUUGCAAAUAGUCAGAAUUAUUUUAAAUUGCUCAAAGAGACAUGUUCCGAAGUUUGGGUUCAAUUUGAUUCUAGUUUAAUGUCAAAAGGUCUACUUUUGAUGUUUUGUGCUUUGUUUUUCUUUUAUCUAUUUAUCACAGGCAUUCCAGAAAGUCGUAUGUCUAAGAUAUUCCAAUCAUCGUUUUUACAAUUUUCUAUUUUAGCAAACUUAAUUACUGCAUUGACAAUGUGUGUUUUGUUUUUCUUUGAUAUUUUAGAAGAAUUCAAGAACACCACAUUGUUUUCCACUGGUGCAGUGUCUAUAGUAUUAUUAGUAAUAUUAAUUGCUAAAAAUUGGGAUGUAAUUUCAUUGAGUUGGUACGAUUGUAGAAAAAUAAAAAAAUUGAUCUAUAUUACAAGAGUAAUACUUCUUUUAACAAUAUGCAGUCUUUUUUCUAAUAGCUAUAUUGUUGAAGAAGAUCGUGCAUUAUCUUUUUUAAUUGUUACACUUUUUUGGCUUCUUAUGUUUAAUCUUAGAAAAAAAGAUACUAAUGAAAGUCUAGAAAGAAAAACAAAGCUAUUUUUAAAACAGCAGACAAAAUCGAACUUGAAGAUAAUUAUAAUAAUUGUCUUGGUAGCAUGCAUUUCCAUAAGAUUAUCCUAUUACUUCUGGCGUUGUAGAGAAGAACACCAACGUGUAUGUUCUAUGUUUGUAAUUAGCAAAACAGGUUCUAUAACAUCGGAUAACUUAGAACGUAUUUUACUUGCCAUUACUUUGAUUAUACUUGCAUUGUAUAUUACAAUAAUAAGACUGUGGUUACAAAAUUGUGGAAACCUUUCUGGUUUCUCUCCUAGUGUUUUAGUAGGCCAAUAUUGUCCUGUUGUGAUAGGUGUUUGUAUGGGUUGUUAUUGGGUCCUUCAAAGGUUACCAAAAUUUCUAAAAGUAAAAUUUGCACUAUCUUGGCAAGUAAACACAUUGCCUAAUAUAGUAUAUGCAUUGAGUCUAUUUGCAAUCCUUAUACUAUAUUAUCGUCCACUCAGUAUAUUUCUACUACCAAAGAAAAAAGAAUCAAUUAACAUAUACCAAGAUGAAAAUGUAGUACCUCGAUUAUUUGAGAAAAUAAAAGAGUCAAUUUAUCGGAAAAAUGUAGAUGUAGAUCAAACACCAAUUGUUUAUGGCUUGGGUACUGCAUAUAGUGCCACAUUUAUCUCAUUAAGUGUAUUUCUUGUGUUAUUAUACUCUUUAUUGUUAGGGGAUAUAUUAUCAUCUAGUACUUUCUUAAUGUUUAUAUGUUGUGCCUCUGUUUUGGGCUUAUUGGCAAUAGAAAGAUGCAAAAAUGCUAAUAGUAUAUCUGAACUUGUAGAAGUACCUACUCCUAUAUUGUUGUGUUGGUUCUUAAUAGCAGAAUAUUUCUUUUAUGGAACUGGACAUCAACCGACUUUUCCUACUAUUCAUUGGGAUGCUGCUUUUGUGGGAACAGGUGGACAUUUCUAUGCGAAUUUAUUACCAGCAAUCUUAAUAGGAAUAAACACAUUUGGAUCACACAUUAUAUUAGGUGCAACAUUGCCACUAUUAGUUAUUGUACCAUUUACCUUUUACCUUGUAUUUCCAAAGUUAGCUAAAGUAAAGUUUUUGGAAGACGACAUGAAAAGAGGAGAAUUGCUUUUGUUUGAGCAAGAUUCUGUGUUUCAUGCUGCAGUAUUCUCAGUUGCAGGAAAAUAUAUAUUACUUCAUGGAAUCAGAACAUUCGGCAGUAUGCUUGCUGCGACGAUUCACUGUCGACAUUUAAUGGUUUGGAAGAUCUUCGCCCCGAAAUUAAUAUUUGAAGGCUUGGGAUUGUUAGUAACGUUAAGUAGCGUACUAGCGUCAUUUUAUAUGGUAUUCAGAAUUGAUCAGCAAAUGGAACAUCUUAUAUCCAGAAUGACAAAAGGCAGAUGAUAAAAUUUUUCACGACGUAAAAUGUAAUCAAUGCAGUAAAGUAUCAAAAUUUAAAAUACAAUAUUAAAUGAAGAAUGUGUACAAUGACGUUACUUCUGACUUUAGAAACGAAAAUUUCUAUCAAAAAAAAGGAAAAGAAAAUAAAGUUACCAGUACUGCCAUUUUCAUAAUUUUAUAUAAUAAUAAUUGAAUAAAUAAUUGAAGCAGAAAAUUAAAGUAAAGCAUUUAGCACACAAGAAUAAGAUGUCCUUUCCUUCGUUUCUUCAAAGACCAAGCUAAUUCUGGAGCUUCCCAACACACUAACGCUAUCCUGCGUGCAAUGCAUUGCUGAUUACAGAGAAACAAAGCAACGCACUUGAUGCAGGAUUGCGUCCAUGUGCGCUAAUGAUUGCUUGAUCAAUGUACGUACUUGUUUUACCGUUUUAAGUUAGUCAUUGUUAACCGUAUGUUUUCCAUUUUAUUUGUUGCAAUUGAAAUUGUAAAUAUAGUGCUAUUAUAAAUAUAAUAGUAAAUUUAAUAAAAAAUAUAUAUAUCUUUAAGGUGACAUUACUUGUGUAAUUUAAAAUAAUGGAAUUUUUUGAACUCUUGACUUUGCCGGUUUAUAGUUAUACGUUCGCUAUAUAUUUUGCAAAAUAUGCUUUAUUGAAAAGUAUCAUGAAACGUACACGUUAUAUAUAAUAUGCAAAAAAAUGAUCAAUUGAAAGAUAAAGAAUUUGUAAUUACAGGUGAUAGAAAUAUUCCUGCUAAGUCAGUAGUCUAAUGAUGAUUGUGAUGCCUGUGUCCUCUAUUGUCAUUUCUCAGGUAUUCCAUCCAGUUGGCCCAUUUAUAAUAAUCCUCAUAAUCAUUGGCAUC
Molecule: messenger RNA, 4354 nt
Organism: Frieseomelitta varia
Lineage: Eukaryota; Metazoa; Arthropoda; Insecta; Hymenoptera; Apidae
Gene: PIG-O
Product: GPI ethanolamine phosphate transferase 3
Exons: 5
Coding region: 341-3502 (1053 amino acids)
Biological process (GO): GPI anchor biosynthetic process
Cellular component (GO): endoplasmic reticulum membrane
Molecular function (GO): mannose-ethanolamine phosphotransferase activity
Source: RefSeq, a predicted model, not a curated record